AUCACGACCCGAGCCAAAGGAGAAAAAGGGUCUGAAGUGGACAUGCAAAGCUUGUGGAGAGAAGCAGUCAUUUUUGCGGUUCAUCAGCCGAUUUUGUCAGCUCUGCUUUGCGGAUACACCCAGCCUGACCACUUGCUACUCCAGUGGUGGAGCUGCACCCCUGUCGGCGAUACCCCUGCCGCCUGCCCUGUUGCUGCGCACAGCCUGCCCUCAGCACUGCAGCCUCAGGUCCUGCUAAAACAUGUGCAGGGCCAAGCCACUCUCCCCAGCCUUCCAGACUUACGGUGAGGGCUCCGGUGCUGACUGUAGACGCCAUGUCCAAAAAUUAAAUCUGCUGCAGGGACAGAUUUCAGAGAUGGCAUUCAGGUCUCUGGAAGAACCUGGAAAUGUUGAUGAAGAGGAAAAUGUGGGGCCGAGGCAGGCUGAGCAUGAGAGUGUGCAGGAAAAACCCCAGUCCUCAGAGAACCGCUGGUUGAAGUAUCUGGAAAAAGACUCAAAAGGGCUGGGGAUGGAAGGAGGUGUGUGUUUCGAGAGCCCACCCUCAUCCAGGACAGAGAAGCCAGAUCCUUCCUUCAAUACAGGCCUGCCUAAAAAAAGGAAAUGGAGCCAGAGUACAGUCCAACCUCCACCCAGCCCUGAUGUCCAGAGCCUGGGUGAUUCUGAGGUUACCUUGGAGCCCCAGAAGGACGAAGCUGGCCUGGCCGGGAAGGUCAAAGAAGGCGGCAGCCACAAGGACAGGGGAACUGGGGAGCUUUCUGUUCCUCGGGUGGGUCCUCCACGUCUGGCCCCACAAGUCAGAGUUACAUCUUCCAAGUGGGAACGAUUCCUUCUGCCACCUGGAAAUGGCCCACGUGCAGACAUGGAGCCCUCAUUGGCCCUACAGAGAGACCCCAAGCAUGCUGGGGCAGCACUGGCUGAGCAGGGGAACCUAUGGGUCCAGACCCCAAGGGAAGGGCACCCCAGCAGGCCACUUGGUGCACCCAGACUUCCCUGGCCUGCAUAUACUUUCACGUCAGGGUCUCAGAGGCCCUGUGUAAAGCCCUCCGGACAACCACGGGACACUGGUCCUCUGGCAAAGGACAGUCCCUUGGUCACAGGGGGACAGGAGCCCCCACUUGUGCAACUAUGUGACCUUUUUAAAACUGGUGAGGACUUUGAGGAUGAUCUGUGAAGUGACUUAAACAAGGUUACCCACCUGGACACAUGUUACAUGAGCCCUUAGCCCCUGGACCUCGUGCCCACUAUCCAAAAAAAAAAAAAAUUUUUAGCUUCUAAAUAGGAUGGGAGGGGCAGUACCUGGGAGGCUCAGUUGGUAAAGUCUGUGCUUUCAGCUCAGGUCAUGAUCUCAGGGUCCUGGGGUCGAGUCCUGCAUCUGGCUCCCUGCCUGGGGCUUGAGCGGGGCAGGGAAGGGAGAGUCUGCUUCUCCUUCUGCCCCUCCCCUUGCUCAUGCUUCCAUCCCUCCCUCCCUCUCACUUUCUCAAAUAAAAUCUUAAAAAAAAAAAGGACCAGAGAGGAUUUAUACAGACUGUCAACAAGAACAAACUAUUAAGUUGUCUCUGGUUGCAACAUCUUUGAUUAAAGUGCUUACCAUUUAAUUACAGAUUGUUUGCAACACAGCAACAGAAUGGUUACAAACAGGUUUUCUUACUGUGAAAGCAACAGACACAUUCAAAAGGGAGAGAGUUAGAGUGGUUAUGGAACAGGCGGUAUUCUGUGAGCACCAGCCUCCCUCUGGCAACCCCUCCUCAGUUGCAGAUUGAAGAAGCGCAGGCUUGGACUGCCCUGUCUGCCCUGUCCUCCCCAUCCUCACUCCUGCCCCACCUGACAGAAUGUCUGCUGUCCUGGCUCUGAACUUGGAGCUGACCAGGUUUCCAGUAAAAAUCAACUAUAGGUCAGCUUACUAUUACAGUCAUUAAAAAAAGAAAAAGCGUAAGACCAUUAGGCAAGACAUUCUGAACUGCUGGUGUGAUCCUGGUGGGGAGAGAGCAGUAGGCGGCCAUCGGGCCUCCGCAUCCCCCCAGCAAGGACUCUUUGUCCACCCACAGGAGCCGGCAGACGCUUCUCUGACAUCGGCAGCCACACACAUGGGCCUCCCCCUCCCAUCACUUGCGCUACUGCCCUGGAUGGCUUGGUGCAUCCCCACCCCCAGAUUCUGGAAGAAGAAUGCAGAGAAACUGGCCCUGAGAGGGGCCCCGCUGUUCUACACUAGCUCAAAAACACGACCAGGAGACAAGAAGGGGGACGGGACCGGGGGCAGAAGCCGUCACAACGGGUGCUUCGAAUACUGGAUGGUGUCCAGCGCCGCCCCAAUGUCAUAGUUCUUGGUCUGCAGGAGCCUGGUGAGCCAGCCACCUUCG
Messenger RNA from Mustela lutreola (European mink), 2357 nucleotides. RefSeq names its product MRN complex interacting protein (gene MRNIP). The coding region runs from base 242 to 1171 and encodes 309 amino acids. The record is from RefSeq and is a predicted model, not a curated record. NCBI's taxonomy places the organism in Eukaryota, Metazoa, Chordata, Mammalia, Carnivora, Mustelidae. Gene Ontology annotation, molecular function: chromatin binding. Gene Ontology annotation, cellular component: nucleus. Gene Ontology annotation, biological process: mitotic G2 DNA damage checkpoint signaling. The transcript is spliced from 8 exons.